This is a messenger RNA of Melitaea cinxia (Glanville fritillary), 1947 nucleotides long. RefSeq lists its product as uncharacterized. The record is from RefSeq and is a predicted model, not a curated record. Lineage: Eukaryota; Metazoa; Arthropoda; Insecta; Lepidoptera; Nymphalidae. Bases 36 to 1589 code for a protein of 517 amino acids. The transcript is spliced from 2 exons.
CUUUGGCGGCCAAACGGAUUUAUAACGAUUUUUAUAUGGAUGACUUACUGAGUGGUUGUGAUAGCGUUAGUGAAGGUAUUAAAAUUUAUAAUGAAUUGACAGAGUUACUUGACCGAGGAGGAUUUAAAUUGCAGAAGUGGUCCAGUAAUAGCCCAACAGUAUUAGAGAAGUUACAACUGAAGCAAGAUAGUAUUGUCGAAAAUAACAUUGAUUUUAACAGUAAUGAAGUAUUCAAAAUUUUAGGCCUACAAUGGAAUCGCAAGACUGAUGAAUUUGAGUACAGAGUUAACCUACCUCCAUCAGAUCAACCCAUAACUAAAAGAAAGAUCAUCUCAGAUAUAGCUCGAUUAUUCGACCCUCUCGGGUGGUUGGCUCCUGUCAUAGUUAAAGCUAAAGUAUUUAUACAGCGUACGUGGCUCUCAGGAGUCGACUGGGAUGAGGAACUUCCAUCAGAAUUACUUAGGGACUGGAUUGCAUAUCGUGCAGCGUUAGUUGAACUUACAAAUUUUCGAUUGCCACGUUGGAUUCAAUUAAAGCAUAACAACAAAACUGUUCAAUUACAUGGAUUCUCAGAUGCCUCUAGUGAAGCGUACGCUGCUGUAGUGUAUUUACGAAUUGAAGACAGUGCCGGUCAAAUACACGUUAAUCUCUUUGCCUCAAAAUCCCGGGUUGCACCAAUAAAACAAAUUUCCAUUCCACGUCUUGACCUAUGUGGGGCAGUGUUGCUUGCUAAGCUUCUAGACGAAGUAGCAACUACAUUAAAAAUUCCAAAGGAAAAUCUAUAUGCUUGGUCGGAUUCGCUAGUUGUAUUGGCAUGGUUAAGUAGUCAUCCAAGCAAGUGGAAGACCUUUGUUGGAAAUAGAGUAGCAGAUAUACUUACAAUUUUAGAUAGUACACAAUGGUCUUACGUGCCAUCCGAAGAAAAUCCUGCUGAUUGUGCGUCCAGAGGCAUCCAGCCUGAUGACUGUACUAAACUAGAACUCUGGAAAAAGGGACCGAGUUGGUUAAAAGAAAAAAUACUCAAUUAUGAUCGAAGUAAAAUAAAGGAAACUAAUUUAGAAAUCAAAACAUCAAAAGUUAAAAGUAAUACUGCAACAUACGUGGAAGAAGAUGAUAUUCUCUCUAGAUUUUCUUCAUUGAGAAGGUUAAUAAGAGUAGUAGCAUAUUGUAAAAGAAUUUUUAAGUUAAGGAAUACAAAAAAAUUUAUAGCAACAAAAUAUCUAAUCAAGGAAGAAAUAAAUGAAGCAUUACUUAACUGUAUUCGUUUGUGUCAAAUUAAGCAUUUUGAAGAAGAAAUAAAAUACCUGAAAGAAAAAAGACAAAUUAAAAGAAAUAGUAGACUUACCUCAUUAAAUCCUGUUCUUGAUGGCGAUGGCAUAUUGAGAGUUGGCGGACGAUUGCAAAGCGCUGAUAUCGACCAUGAUAUGAUGCACCCGAUUCUUAUACCUAAUAAAUCACAUUUUACAAAUCUAAUACUGGAGAAGCACCCUGGUCUGGACAAUUUCACUCGUGUAGUAAGUCUACGAUGUAAAGAUAAAAUUAUAAAGAGACCUGUUUCUAAAAUUAUUAUAUUACCAAUUGCUACUUAAAAAAUUGUCAAUCUAAAGAUUUGUAUUAAUGUAAUGUUUUUGUUCUUUCACAUUGUAUGUUCGAAGUUGUUAGUUAAGUAUAUUGUUUGUUAGUAAUUAAUAAUUUACAAAAGUGUAUAACGUUUUCUUUUUGUUAGAAAUAGUGUUAUGAACUUUCGUCCAUGGCGGGCGGAAUGUUUAAUUCUAUAAUAAAUUGUCAUAUACUUUACUUUACUAAGUAUGUAAUUUCGCAACUCGACGAUAGAUGUCGCUGUACGCAAUUAAAUCGCGCUAACGUUUUGUUCAACGGUAUGCAUAUAUGGUUUCCAUACAAAAUUGUAUCGCCUUUAUAUUCAAAUAAAUGGUCAUCACCUUGAAA